AUGAAUGCUGUCAUCAGGCAACGUACUAAUGUCAUGUCGAAAGAAGAUUACUGUGCAAUGGUGCGGACAACCAAUGCUGAGCAGCGCGACCUCAUCCUGCAAAUGAUCCACAGUUUGCACAGUUACGAUGAAAGCAGCAAGCCGAUGCAGAUUUUCUUUACUGGACCUGCUGGGUGCGGUAAAACAUUCACUCUGCGCAUUUUAAUGGAGACGAUAAAUCGCUACAGUCAAGCCCACAACGCGCAGAAGAACGCCUAUGUGGCGUGUGCUUCCACCGGAAAAGCAGCCGUUGCUAUAGGAGGAACAACCGUUCAUUCAGCGUUUCGGAUCACUAUGUCAAGGCGAGCCAAUUCGAAACUCAGCUUUGAGAUGCUGCAGUUGUACCGCAAUGCUUUUGCAAACAUUAAGGCGGUCAUAAUCGAUGAAGUUAGUAUGAUUGGUGCGGAUAUUCUCAACACCAUUCAUGUGCGUCUUCAGGACAUUAGUGGCAAUUAUGAUGAUCCAUUUGGCGGAAUUAACAUCGUAUUCUGUGGAGACUUGCGACAAUUGCCACCCGUCAAUGCAAGGCCUGUUUACAAGCCUACAGGUAAUUCCUUUCACGGUGCUGUUCUUUGGCAAGCAUUGGAUUUCUUACCGCUUGUUAAGGUUAUGCGGCAGACAGAUGUAGAGUUCUCCAGUAUACUCACUAAGAUUGGUAAUGGCCAGCAAAUGACUGCUAAGGACACCAAACUGAUUGAAAGUCGGUUCCGCACUGUAGAGUGGUGUAAACAAAACGCACCAGGAGCAAUAAGGCUUUAUCAUCGGAAUGCGGAUGUUGAAGCAUACAACAACGAAGUACUGCAUAAUCAGGAUGCUCUGGACUGUAUAGCGGGUGACGUUUUUGCGGGAUACAAGGACGCUGGUCAACUGGCAAGCUCUCGCAUCAAGCUCUACAAGAUGAGCGUCGUGGAAACCGGUGGGUUACCGUAUUUGCUACGCCUUUCCGUUGGUAUGCCAUACAUGAUUACAACCAACGUCGAUGUAGAAGAUGGCGUAGUGAAUGGUGCGAUAGAGAUUGAUGGAUAUAAGCGCAUCACCCAGUGCAAGCGAAUGGGUAUGAGAGCGGCUGGAGUCGCGAUCUAUCAGAAGGAAACGGCAUCAACCGUGGCUGUUCCGCAUCCCAUCAAGCAACUCGGUGAGGAUCGAGACGAGACGUUUGCCGAAGUGAUCAACUAUGGAGACAUAUGUGCAGCAAAGCUCACCGUGGGUUCGGUUCUCAGGGUCGGCACCACCUGCUUAGGGGACAUUAACAAAAGCGGAAAUGGAGCGGGCCGGCGGACUUGCCGGGGUUCUUUUGACGUUGGUGGGGGCCUUGUCGCGGACGAUUGGUCCGCGAAACCGGUGGAUCCAGGCUUGUGGGCCGGCGAGGCUGCUGUAGGUUGUUGCACGGACGCCCUUGGCGUGCCGGCGGUUUCGGAGGCGUUCUUUGACGCUGGUGGAGGCCCGGUCGCGGACGAGGUGGUUCCUGGCUUGUGA
Messenger RNA from Aedes albopictus (Asian tiger mosquito), 1515 nucleotides. RefSeq names its product ATP-dependent DNA helicase PIF1-like. The transcript is spliced from 3 exons. NCBI's taxonomy places the organism in Eukaryota, Metazoa, Arthropoda, Insecta, Diptera, Culicidae. Gene Ontology annotation, molecular function: DNA helicase activity. Gene Ontology annotation, biological process: DNA repair; telomere maintenance. Bases 1 to 1515 code for a protein of 504 amino acids. The record is from RefSeq and is a predicted model, not a curated record.